CCGAAGAGUCAAACAAAAAUCGCUCUCUCAGUUUUAAUUGCUUUUAUACGGUCUAAAGUUGCAAAAAAUCCCGGAAAAUAUGUCGAACGUCGAGGAAACCGAGACGCCGAUGGAUACAAACGAAAAUUCGAAUGCCUCUUCCACGGAUGGCACAGACUCGAACAACAAGGACAACUCUGACUUUGAUGCCAAAAUCGAGACAGAUCGCAGCAAGCGUUUCGAAUUUUUGCUCAAACAAACGUCAAUUUUUUCGCAUUUCGUGUCGCCCGUGGGUCCCAGUCCCAAAUCGCCGCUCAAAGUAAAGCCCACAAAGGGUCGCAAAGCAGCUGCUUCGGGCAGUGACGACCCCGCGGAUCAUCGACAUCGCAAAACGGAGCAACAAGAAGACGAAGAAUUGCUUGCCGAGACAAAUGCCAAACAGAAACAAGUAAUUUCUUUUGAAUCGUCGCCACAUUAUAUCGCAUUCGGCGAAAUGCGUGAUUAUCAGAUCCGUGGCUUGAAUUGGAUGAUUUCCUUGUACGAGAAUGGAAUUAACGGGAUUUUAGCUGACGAAAUGGGUUUAGGUAAAACCCUUCAAACGAUCUCGUUGCUUGGAUAUUUGAAGCAUUUUCGUAACAAUCCGGGACCUCACAUCGUCAUCGUGCCGAAAUCCACGCUGCAGAAUUGGAUGAACGAAUUUAAGCGAUGGUGCCCGACUUUACGUGCAGUUUGCUUGAUUGGCGAUCAAGAUACCCGAAAUGCAUUCAUUCGUGAUGUUUUGAUGCCCGGCGAGUGGGAUGUUUGUGUCACGUCAUACGAAAUGUGCAUCAAGGAAAAAUCCGUCUUUAAAAAAUUCAAUUGGCGCUACAUGGUAAUUGACGAGGCGCAUCGUAUCAAGAACGAAAAGUCAAAAUUAUCCGAAAUUUUGAGGGAAUUCAAGACAGCAAAUCGUCUUUUGAUCACCGGAACGCCGCUACAGAACAAUUUACACGAAUUAUGGGCUCUGCUGAACUUUUUGUUGCCCGAUGUCUUUAACAGCUCCGAGGAUUUCGACGCUUGGUUCAACACAAAUCAAUGUUUAGAGAACAAUAACUUGGUAGAACGCUUGCAUGCCGUAUUGAAGCCCUUCUUAUUGCGUCGCUUGAAAUCUGAGGUCGAAAAAAAAUUGUUACCGAAGAAGGAAGUGAAAGUUUUUGUGGGUUUGUCGAAAAUGCAACGUGAAUGGUACACAAAAAUCUUGUUGAAGGACAUUGAUAUCGUCAAUGGCGCCGGAAAAGUUGAAAAAAUGCGUUUACAAAAUAUUUUGAUGCAAUUGCGGAAAUGUUGUAACCAUCCAUAUCUCUUUGACGGAGCUGAACCGGGACCUCCGUACACCACAGACUACCAUCUCGUCGAAAAUUGCGGAAAAAUGACGAUUUUGGACAAACUUUUACCCAAAUUGCAAUCUCAAGGCUCUCGUGUACUGAUUUUCUCGCAAAUGACCCGAAUGUUAGACAUCUUAGAAGAUUACUGCGUAUGGCGUCAAUUCCAAUAUUGUCGUUUGGAUGGAAGUACCGCACAUGAGGAUCGUACCCGGAUGAUUGACGAGUACAACGAGCCCGAUAGCAAAAAAUUUAUUUUCAUGUUAUCGACUCGUGCCGGCGGUUUGGGUAUUAAUCUCGCUACAGCUGAUGUCGUUUUGAUUUUUGACUCGGAUUGGAACCCUCAGAUGGAUUUACAAGCCAUGGAUCGUGCUCAUCGUAUCGGACAAAAGAAGCAAGUGCGCGUUUUUCGCUUCAUCACGGAAAAUACCGUCGAAGAAAAGAUCAUUGAACGUGCGGAAGUCAAAUUGCGCCUCGAUAAAUUGGUUAUUCAACAAGGACGUCUCGUCGAUAACAAAUCAAAUCAACUGAACAAGGACGAAAUGUUGAACAUUAUUCGUUUCGGCGCUAAUCACAUAUUUUCGAGCAAAGAUAGCGAGAUCACCGAUGAGGAUAUUGACGAAAUUCUGAACAAAUGCGAGGCAAAAACGGAAGAACUCACGAAAAAAUUCGAAAGUUUGGGCGAAAGUUCGUUGCGACAAUUCACACUUGACACUGAGGAUCGUUCUUUGUACAAUUUCGAGGGCGAGGAUUACCGUGAAAAACAAAAACUCAAUGCACUUGGCAACUGGAUCGAGCCGCCGAAGCGUGAACGUAAAGCUAAUUACGCCGUUGAUGCGUAUUUCAAGGAGGCGUUGCGUGUUGCCGAGCCUAAGGCACCAAAAGCUCCUCGUCCCCCGAAACAACCGAUUGUUCAGGACUUUCAAUUCUUCCCGCCGCGCUUGUUUGAGCUUCUGGAUCAAGAAAUCUACUAUUAUCGCAAGACUGUCGGUUAUAAAGUCCCGAAAAAUCCCGAUCUCGGGUCAGAAGCUGCUAAAAUUCAGCGAGAAGAGCAACGAAAGAUUGACGAUUCGGAGCCGUUGACGGAAGAAGAGGCGGCGGAGAAGGAAUCUUUGUUAACGCAGGGCUUUACGACAUGGACAAAGCGUGAUUUUAACCAAUUUAUCAAGGCAAAUGAGAAAUAUGGGCGGGAUGACAUCGAAAAUAUCGCAAAAGAUGUCGAAGGAAAGACCCCGGAAGAGGUUAUCGAGUAUAGCAGCGUUUUUUGGGAUAGAUGUCACGAAUUACAGGAUAUUGAAAGGAUUAUGGCGCAAAUUGAGCGUGGAGAGGCGAAAAUUCAACGUCGUGCUUCGAUUCGAAAGGCAUUAGAUGCAAAGAUUGGUCGUUACCGUGCCCCAUUCCAUCAGCUGAGAAUCUCCUAUGGCAACAACAAAGGCAAGAAUUACAUCGAAGAAGAGGAUCGUUUCCUCGUCUGCAUGCUUCACAAACUCGGUUUCGACAAGGAAAAUGUCUAUGAAGAGCUCCGAGCGGCAGUUCGAUGUGCCCCGCAAUUCCGCUUUGAUUGGUUCAUCAAGUCACGUACCUCGAUGGAGCUUCAGAGACGUUGUAAUACCCUCAUUACAUUGAUCGAACGCGAAAAUCAGGAGUUGGAGGAGAAGGAACGUCAGGAAAAGAAGAAGAAACAAAGUACGGGCGCCGUUCCAAAAGCUGGCGGACAAAAAAGAAAGGCAGAUUCGACACCAGCUUCAGCUAAAAGCAGCAAAAAGAGCAAAAAAUAAAUUUCACACCGAAAAGUAUCAAAAAAUGUAUCCUGCAGUAGAAUUAAGACGAAACAUUCAAUAGAGAGACACAAGUAGCCCAUAAGUUAUUUAAUAAAAAUCGAGCUGUUUUCUUUUU
Culicoides brevitarsis is the source of this 3236-nucleotide messenger RNA. It is a transcript of the gene Iswi, whose product is annotated as chromatin-remodeling complex ATPase chain Iswi. Gene Ontology annotation, molecular function: DNA binding; nucleosome binding; ATP hydrolysis activity. The transcript has 3 exons. The record is from RefSeq and is a predicted model, not a curated record. Gene Ontology annotation, cellular component: nucleus; chromatin. Bases 80 to 3118 code for a protein of 1012 amino acids. Lineage: Eukaryota; Metazoa; Arthropoda; Insecta; Diptera; Ceratopogonidae. Gene Ontology annotation, biological process: regulation of transcription by RNA polymerase II; nucleosome organization.